Capronia coronata CBS 617.96 is the source of this 252-nucleotide messenger RNA. RefSeq lists its product as uncharacterized. NCBI's taxonomy places the organism in Eukaryota, Fungi, Ascomycota, Eurotiomycetes, Chaetothyriales, Herpotrichiellaceae. The transcript is spliced from 2 exons. The coding region runs from base 1 to 252 and encodes 83 amino acids. The record is from RefSeq and is a predicted model, not a curated record.
AUGCCUCUCGUCGUCCCCGGCAUCAACUCCAAAGACUCCGGUUCCGGCUCCGGCACGGAUUCCUGGAUGACCAAGCUGAUGGGCAAGACACUUGCAGACAAGAGCGACGAGACGAGUUUCGCGAAGAAAGAUCUGCCUCAGAACCACCGCGUCGUUGAAGAAGGCGGUUUCUUGACCAUGGACCACAAUCCUGACAGACUCAACGUCCAUGUUGACAAAGACGGGACUGUCAAGAAAGUCACUAAAGGAUAG